Acromyrmex echinatior (Panamanian leafcutter ant) is the source of this 4404-nucleotide messenger RNA. RefSeq names its product spastin (gene spas). Gene Ontology annotation, cellular component: microtubule cytoskeleton. Gene Ontology annotation, molecular function: microtubule severing ATPase activity; ATP binding; ATP hydrolysis activity. Lineage: Eukaryota; Metazoa; Arthropoda; Insecta; Hymenoptera; Formicidae. The record is from RefSeq and is a predicted model, not a curated record.
GCUUUUUUGGCGUACCAUCUACCGUCCAAUCUUUCAACAUGCUAAGGACUGGCAGGCCAAGUGCUGCCAACUAGGAUGAGAGGGAGCGAUGGAGGGAGCAUCGACGGAGCGUCGAGGAAGCAUCGAGGAAGCGGGUGAAAACAAGCGAUGCUCAAGCUGAACGAAGGCUCGUGUCGCGUGCCUUUGUUGGUUGCCGCUGUUUCGCGAGAGCGAGAGAGGGAAGCGCGUGAGAUCGAUUCGUUCCUAUCUCAGCUUUUCUUCCAAGAGAUAGAGAUCCUCCUAAGUCUUACGCGUUAGUCGCGUAACAGAACGUGGUUCUCCUUGGCGUCUCUUGCCGCCUGUCACUCCCAAUCCUAAUAAUAAUCGCGCCGGCGCGAUUAUUCGAGCAACGACGAUGUAGACAUCCUCGACCGCCGCUUGCGGAGAUGUCGACUUCGGCACGGCCACUCGCGAAUAUCAUCGUCGACGACCGCAAACGUACGGAAUCUUAUCUUUCUUAGGAGAUGUCUUGCAGCGAUGGCGCGCGACCGACCCGUAAGUUCGGCACAAAGUCGCCGAAGAAGCUGUGCGUGACCAAGAGCGAGAACGGCGACAAAACCACGACGACCAUCAGCUGUGUCGGCCACCGUCACAAUCAUCACUAUCAUCACGGGCAUCAUCGCUUCCUAGACGGCUCCUCGCAGCCCUCGGUACACAAGCGCAAUCUCUACAUUGUCUCCUUUCCCCUGAUACUGCUGUUCAAUGUGCUGCGCACUCUGCUGUAUCAAUUGUUUGUGGUGUUCAAGUACCUGUACACCUCUACGUCUCAGCUGAUACAGCGCAGACAGACGUCCAAACAAGCCUGUCAAUUGGAGAUUGUCGUGGGACAAAAGCCAACUGAUGGGCGUUUGAUCAAUGGUAAUCGGAUAGAAGGCGAGGCCAUGUCGCAAGUGCCUAGACGUCCUAUCGGGCCAGGACCCGGGGAUCCAUUGCUAGCUAAGCAAAAGCAUCAUCAUCGCAGAGCGUUUGAAUUUAUUAGCAAAGCACUCAAGAUCGACGAGGAUAAUGAGGGACAAAAGGAAAUGGCGAUAGAAUUGUACAAAAAGGGAAUUGGAGAAUUGGAGAAAGGAAUAGCCGUAGAAUGCACUGGUGGACACGGCGAAGUAUGGGAGCAUGCGCAAAGACUUCACGACAAGAUGUGUACAAAUCUGGCAAUGGCAAAAGAUAGGCUUGAUUUCCUUGUGAGUGUGCGUGAGCUGAGAAAGCUGGGUAUCAACAAUAAUAUCAACAAUCGCGCACCUGGAAAUAAAACGGACGGCGAACAUCCGGGAAAGCAUCUGAGGGCUCGCCGCAACACGCACACUUUUCAAAACGCUCGAACUUCACCCAACAUUAAUCACAAUAAGAACACAAACAAUAUACACACGACAAUUAACGCUGGACAGACUAUGUGUACCCAGAUUCCCAAGUUAAGGCCACGUUCACCAAAAAACUGUUUCGCUCAUACUAUUGAAGCAUCUGGUAGGAAACUAUCGGUCCCUGGUAAACGAAUAAUAGGAACACCCCUAAGUAAGAGCCAGACAUUGCCUCGAAGUAUGGGUAGAUCGAUGCCUAUUCAACCUUGCCACAGAACCAUGCCUAUCAAACCGUCCUCCACACCACCCUCUGUAAAAAGACAACUAUCUGUACCGGGCAACGGUUCACCUAUAAGACGUCCAGGAACACCGACCACUUCGAACAGUAACAGGAGCACGCCAACGAGAAAAGUACCCAUUUUAAAAGGCGUAGAUCCAAAACUCGCGCAAGUGAUUCUCGAUGAGAUCUUGGAAGGAGGAGCACCAGUGCAAUGGGAAGACAUUGCUGGCCAAGAGACCGCAAAGCAGGCUUUACAAGAGAUGGUAAUCCUACCAUCGCUGAGACCUGAGCUAUUUACCGGUUUGCGAACACCCGCGAGAGGAUUAUUAUUGUUCGGGCCACCGGGAAACGGAAAGACAUUGUUGGCGCGCGCCGUUGCAACUCAAUGCAACGCAACAUUUUUUUCGAUCUCUGCAGCUAGUCUCACGUCAAAAUAUGUUGGAGAAGGUGAAAAAUUAGUGAGAGCUCUGUUUGCCAUUGCUCGGGAAUUUCAGCCCUCUGUUAUUUUCAUCGACGAAGUGGAUUCAUUAUUGAGCGAGCGUAAAGAUAACGAGCAUGAAGCUUCGAGGAGGCUAAAAACAGAAUUCUUAGUCGAAUUUGACGGUUUGCCAUGCAAUCCGGAAGAAAGAGUACUCGUUAUGGCUGCUACAAAUAGACCGCAGGAAUUAGAUGAGGCUGCAUUAAGGCGAUUCACAAAACGCGUGUAUGUUACGUUACCUGAUUCGCAAACGAGGAUUGUGUUACUCCGAAGACUCUUGGCCAAACACAAUGAUCCAUUAACGCUCGAAGAGUUGAAUGAGAUGGCAGUUUUGACGGAAGGAUACUCGGGAAGCGAUUUGACUGGACUAGCUAAAGACGCAGCACUUGGGCCUAUUAGAGAAUUGAAUCCAGAUCAGGUGAAAGAAUUGGAUCUUAAUUCCGUUCGUAAUAUCACAAUGCAAGAUUUCCGUGAUUCUCUAAAGAGAAUUCGUAGAUCCGUUUCACCGGCAAGUCUAGCUGCCUAUGAGAAAUGGAACUUUGAAUAUGGAGAUAUUAGAAUUGUCAAUAAAAGUGCAACAUUCGAAGAAAGAUUGCAAUCAACAAUGUUCUACAAACUGAGAAAGGAGGGCGAUGAACGACGUCCAUCUGCGAUAUAUAUUAUGUCAUUAUUACAUGUUAGUUUCUUCCGGAAUAGGUAAAGCCUGAGAGACUAGUCACCCGAGCCCUAACGAGAACACCGGAGAGAACAAAAAAAACUAUCGUCAAUAGUAAUACGCGAAAAAAAAACUUGAGUUACACGUUAACUUGGAAGACACGAAGGAAUCGAAUCGUGUCAUGUAUAGACUACGAUAAUAAUAAUUCACAAAUGUAUGUAUAUUAUAUCACGAUUUGAUUGUCAAUCGAAUCGUUUCAUGCUAUGUUACGAAAACAAGAUACCAAUUAGCGACGUUCGCAUAACAAGUAACAAAUAUGCAUAUGUACGUUUUCAAUUUUCAUACGCGUGUCUUAAUCCCGAGACCAAGAUAUCAAUGACUCGUCCCUUGCUGAGAAAUAUCCCGAUGGAAGUAUGCGUGCGUUUAUCGUUAUUAUUAUCGUUAGACUUAAAUUACAUUUAUUUAUUUAUUUAUUUAUUAUUCUUCGGUCGGCUAGGUCGUCUAUACAAACGGCGAGGAGUUAUUAACAUUAUGAUAUACGACGGAGUACGUUAAUACCGAUAUCUCUUCGGAUCUCCAACUAUACUCAUUUUUAGCGAUGCGAUCAAUCCCUAUAUUUAUUCUGUUUCUUUUCCAAAACCACGGCGGAUAUUUAGUACAAAAAAAAUAACAUAAAAACAAGCACAUCGCGAUUUUUAUUCGUUUCACAUUCAAGAAUGUGAUCCACUUGACAAUGCAAUGCAAUUUGUUGACCAAUUAGAAGAAUUUUACGAAUUAACGAAUGAUUUCUGAAACUUUUACAGCGUUAAAUGGAUCGCAUUCUGAAUAUAAUUUUUGAGAUACUCUAAAAACAUGAUGGAAAUUUAUUAGAAGAGACCCAAUACUAAAAACUAAUUAACGUACAACGUCGCAGCAAUUAAUUGAGCUUGCACUCGUACAAGGGAAUCUCGGUUCACUGAUGUCUUUAGCAAAAAAACACUCGCACGCACGCACGCACGCACACAUACACGCACAUGCGGAUGCACACGCAUACUUUUUCUCUUUCUCCCUUCUAUUAUUCCUCUUUAAAGAGAAUUAUAGCAAAAUUUUAUACAUUAACCACCGACGAUAAAUAUCACACAACGAGAUAAAGUUGUAACUCGUUACUCAACUCUCGCAGAAUUUAUUUGUUAGGGAGCCCCGCACACCUUAGCAUACACGCGUCCAAAAGUCUAGCUACAUCACAGGCGCCGUGUCUAGCUAAUCGCUCUUCUACCUUACUAACUAUGUCCAAUAUUAGCAAUACUCUCCUUAUUUAUAUCAAAUGAACAUUUUGUCGCGCGCGUUGUUCGUCGACAAUCCGAAAUUGAUUGAGGGAGAAGUUAGAGUCGGAGAUAUCAGUGGCAAAAAUAUUAAAAAGGUAUUAACAACGCAAAAUUGCCGCAUACGUACGUCACUUGCGCAGCACAACGGAUGCGGGGCUCGGUUGAGUGUCGGGGAGGGGCCGCGAGGAAAAGUUUGGAGAUAUACCUGGUUCAACGCCUGGUCGUAUAUGUAUGUAUAUUCGAAGCCAAAACCGUGAUCGACCAAAUUCUAGCACUAGGACGCGCAGCGGUACUAUGGUGCCAUUAUACAAGCAUCAUCGCAAAGCAUCGUCAUUACGUGAGACUUGGUGUGC